CACUCUACGUACCUCUCUCCUUUCUCCCGCUCUCAUUCUCACCGUCAGUCCGUCACCGACACACAGAUCAUGGCGUCGGCUGACUCCCUCAACCCAGUCACUCAAGUUCAACUAGAGCUCUGCCACAUCCCCCCGGCGCUUCCUCCCUCCGACGACAUUUUAACCUUCCCUCUCACCGUCUUCGACCUCUACUGGUUCCGUACCCCGCCCGUGGAACGCCUCUUCUUCUACCCGCUUCCUCCCCGAAAUUCCACCCUCGACUUCUUCACCUACGUCCUCCUCCCAAGCCUCAAGCUCUCCCUCUCCGCCACCCUUUCCCACUUCCUCCCGCUCGCCGCCACUCUCACAUGGCCUGUCGAUUCCCCCAAGCCCUUCCUCCUCUACGCUCCCUCAUCCAGCGCCGUCGGAGGAGUUCCCCUCACCGUAUCCCAAUCCGCCGCCGACUUCCACCACCUCGCCUCCGACGUUUCCCAAAUACGCAGCGCCGACUUGUCCCGCCCGUUCGUCCCCGUCUUGCCAUCUACCGACUCUUCGGCCGCCGUCGUCGCGCUCCAGAUCACGUUGUUCCCGGGCCAAGGGUUUUGCGUCGGGAUGACGUGUCACCACGCCGUCCUCGACGGUAAAUCCGCCAGCCUCUUCUUCAAGGCCUGGGCCCACUCAUCCAAGUUCCCCACGGCCGCGCUGCCCCAAGAACUCACCCCGUUUCUGGACCGGUCCUUCGUCGUCCACGACCCAGACGACAUGGGCCGGGCCUACCUCGACUGCCGGGCCCAACCGGGUAACCCCGACCGGAGAAGCUUGAAGCUUCCACGGUUCACAUUCGCGCCCGAGUUGGUCCGGGCGACAUUCCUGCUCUCCCGAGAACGACUCCAGACCCUAAGGCAAAGGGCCAUGAUGACGAAAACGACGACGUCAUCCAGCCGUAAGAUGACACGUCUGUCGAGUUUCGUGCUGACCUUCGCCCACUCGAUUGUUUGCAUCGUGAAAGCCAAACGGCUGUCGGCGGAAGGAGUGGUUCACGUCGGCUUCAUGGCGGACGCCAGAGGCCGGCUGAGGCCCUCCCUGCCAGCAAACUACCUAGGGAACUGCCUCAUCGGCAAGUCGGCGCUGAUGGAAGUGAAACCGCUGCUGGAAGAAGAAGAAGAAGAAGGAGGAGGGAUGGGUUUUGCUGUGGAGAGGAUCAGCGGGAUGAUCGAUGAGUUGGAGGAAGAGGGAGGUCGUCGGCUGACGGAGAUCCCGUCAACCUUUGACGGGAAGAUGGAGGCGAGCCGAGGUGUGUUCAUCGGGGUCGCUGGGUCCCCCAGGUUCGGGCUGUACGAAGCUGAUUUCGGGUGGGGGAAGCCCAAACACGUGGAGGUGACGUCAGCCGCAAGCAUUUCGAUGGCGGAGUGUAGGGAUGGGAGCAAUGGAAUCGAGGUUGGAUUGGCUCUCAUCGCGGACCAAAUGGACUUCUUCUCUUCCUCCUUUGCUGGCUAAGUUAGAUCGGAAUGGAAAUGCUACCUCGUUUGGUUACCGAUUAUUUACAUUCAGUUAAUCCUUCCUUUUUCGGGGGUUAGUUAAAACUUAAAACAACUGGUAUAUCAUUAAGCAUGGAAAUUACGAGAGCUGCGAUUACAAUUGAUACUUCGCCUAAGUAUUUAUACUACGAUGAUGACAAAAGAUGAAGUUUAUGAGUGUAGAUCUUCAACGUAGUAUUCGAAUAGUACCAAAUCUUUCAAUUUGUGGUAGAAAUGCAUGAUAUAUCAGGAUUUUUCAUAUUUUUUAAUAUGUAUUUAAUUUCUUAUUAUCAUAAGUGGUAUUUUCGGGCUUCAAACGGGUGUACAUAAUAAAGAAUGUAACGAGCUUGUGAAGAAUAAAAUAUUUUAAUUUUG
Messenger RNA from Linum trigynum, 1871 nucleotides. Lineage: Eukaryota; Viridiplantae; Streptophyta; Magnoliopsida; Malpighiales; Linaceae. The record is from the annotation of a GenBank genome assembly.